This is a messenger RNA of Chrysoperla carnea, 999 nucleotides long. RefSeq names its product THAP domain-containing protein 1-like. Gene Ontology annotation, molecular function: sequence-specific DNA binding. The transcript is spliced from 4 exons. The record is from RefSeq and is a predicted model, not a curated record. The coding region runs from base 1 to 999 and encodes 332 amino acids. Lineage: Eukaryota; Metazoa; Arthropoda; Insecta; Neuroptera; Chrysopidae.
AUGGUAAAACAUUGUUGUGUGAUUGAAUGCAAAAGUUUUUGGUAUCCAGGGGGUCCUUCAUUUCACAAGUUUCCAUGUAAACAAGAGAUUUAUGAAAAAUGGAAAAAUAAAAUACCUGUUAAAGGAAACAUCAGUAAAUUUACUUAUGUGUGCAGUAACCAUUUUACUGACAAUGAUUAUACGAGUCAAUCUCCAACCCGACAGUUAAAAAGAGAUGCAGUACCAAGUAUUUUUGGCCAAAAUAAAGAAGCAAAUCAAGCAGUCAAUCAUGCACACUCAUCAGGAGGUCCCGAUAUUAACACUAACCGACAUGAACAUCUUAAUAAGGCAAAUGAAAACGUACAAAACAAUGACUCGGUUGAAAAUUGUCAGACUAAUAUUUUAUCCAAUUCGAGUUGUAAAAAGAACAAUCAAGUGAAAAAAAGGGUUGCGCUAUCAGACUUGGACCUUUCGACAAUCCAUUGGCCAUGCCAAAAGAAAAUUAAAAUUUUGCAGAACAAAAUUUAUCGCCGAGAACAGAAAUUGCGAAAAAUUGAAGACGUACUUUCUGUAUUGAAACACCAAAAAGAUGAUUGGACCGAUCAAUUGGAAAAUAUCCUUUUAAAUAAGUUCGGUACUGAAAAUUUCCGUAAAGAACUUAUUGAAAACGAAAUUGGCAAUGCCUCUUGCUCUAAAACUAAAAAACACUAUAGUGAACAAAUGAUUCAAUUUGCAUCUACAAUUUGUUUUUAUUCACCAAAAGCAUACCGUUAUUUACGCACAAAAAUGACAUUACCACAUGAAAGUACACUUCGCAAAAAAAUAGCUGAAACUAGUUGUGAGCCGGGAUUCCUUGAUAGAGUUUUUACAUUUUUGCAAGUUGAAUCACUAAAGUCACAUUAUGUGAAAGAUGUUGCUCUGAUAAUUGAUGGAAUGUCUAUCAGGUCGAAUUUGUCUGUAGAUAACAAAGAAAAUAUAGAAGCAAGUGACUGCAUUCGUGGAUAUGUUGAUUACGGUUAA